Molecule: messenger RNA, 3358 nt
Organism: Bufo bufo (common toad)
Lineage: Eukaryota; Metazoa; Chordata; Amphibia; Anura; Bufonidae
Gene: SLC49A4
Product: solute carrier family 49 member 4
Exons: 9
Coding region: 1-1365 (454 amino acids)
Biological process (GO): transmembrane transport
Cellular component (GO): intracellular membrane-bounded organelle; membrane
Molecular function (GO): transmembrane transporter activity
Source: RefSeq, a predicted model, not a curated record
AUGGGGCUGGAGUGGAGCCGGUCGGAGGAGAGGCGGCCGCUGCUGGCCGGGUCCCGGGCUCCGCGGGUGUUCGGGCGGCGCUGGCUCGUGCUGCUGCUCUUCUCCCUCAUCGGCUUCAUGCAGGGCCUGGUGUGGAACAACUGGGGGCCCAUCCAGAACUCGGCCCGCUCGGCCUACCGCUUCUCCAGCCUGGACAUCACCCUGCUCGUCCUGUGGGGGCCCAUCGGCUUCCUGCCCUGCUUCCUCUUCAUGUGGCUGAUGGACACCCGGGGUCUCCGCGUGACCGUCCUCCUCACGUUGCUGCUCAUGGUGCUCGGCGCAGGUCUGCGGUGCGUCCCAGUGUCAGACUUGGGGUUGAGAAGAAUCUUCAUACAUGGAGGUCAGCUCCUGAAUGGAUUUGCAGGACCCACUGCCAUGAACGGUGGUCCAUUUCUUUCCUCAACGUGGUUCUCCCCAAAUGAGCGCGCUACAGCCACUGCCAUUGCUUCCAUGCUGAACUACUUGGGAGCAGCUUGUGCAUUUUUAAUUGGACCUUUAAUUGUUCCUGCUCCGAACGACACGUCCAGCAGCCUCCUGACACAAGAACACGUAGAGACCAUCCAGGACCGGAUCGAGGCAGUGAUGUAUGCGGAGUUUGGGAUCAUCACCGUGCUCUUUGCGGCUGUUCUGGCUUAUUUCCCUGCCCGACCCCCGGUGCCCCCCAGUGUGGCAGCCGCUAGCCGCAGGCUCAGCUACCGGAGCAGUAUCGGAAGGCUGCUGAGUAACGGUCGCUUUCUGAUGAUCGUUUUCGCCUAUGCCGUCCCUCUGGGAUUCUACUCCGGCUGGUCGGGAGUUUUAGAUCUGAUUCUAACCCCAAUACAUGUAAAUCAGGUGGAUGCCGGCUGGAUCGGUUUCUGGUCAAUUGUGGGCGGAUGUUUUCUGGGAAUUGCUGUUGGACGGUUUGCAGAUUCUGUCCGGGGCGUCCUGAAGCCAAUCCUCGUCCUGCUCUUUUCGGCUUCUACACUUUCAGCCACCUGGUUCACACUGACCUUUCUAAGCAACUUCACCCACCUCCCCCUCACCACCGCGACCCUUUACACCUCGUGCAUCCUGAUCGGAGUCUUUCUCAACAGCACGGUGCCAAUAUUCUUCGAGAUGUUUGUGGAGACCGUUUACCCCGUCCCAGAGGGCAUCACCUGUGGCUUUGUCACCUUCUUGAGUAAUAUCUUCACUGGACUCUUGUUGGUGUUUUUAACUUUUUAUAACACAGAGUUGUCGUGGCUGAACUGGUGCCUGACGGGAUCUAGCUUUCUCAGCCUGCUCCUUCUCGUCUGCUUCAGGGAAUCCUAUGAUAGACUCUAUCUCGAUGUCUUUAUAUCCGUGUAAUGGCCCCAAACGGGCUGAACACUCCGCUCACGGCACAAUUGUCUGGAAUUGCACAAUAGACUGGAGGAAGACGAGCGACACGAGGCCGCUGGGCUGAUAUUAACUACUAAAUAAAAAGUCCCACAUGUGCAUUUUACUCUGUGGUCCCCGGGACGGAGGAGCAUCAAUUACCAGGGAAGUCUGCGGCUCUCGCCCGCUGCGGGAGUCAUUAUUAGAGGUGGAGGAUCUUUAUGUUUUAAUGAUGAAUAGGUUGCAAUAUGUCGAGUCUGACCACAAGGUUGGUAAUCUGCGGGGAGGUGGGCAGCGUCUGUUAUAAGUGGACUGAAUGGCGGAUAAUCUCCUGUAUGUACACGAGGGCCCAACAUGCUCCCCGAGAAGAGGACUGACUGACGCCUGUGCGCCGGUGUCCUGCAUGGCCCCCCCCCGGAGAUGGAAUCCACCACUACAGCCUUCUUAACCAGGAUACGGCUGCCGGACCGUCCCGUGAAGACCCCCACGAUGGGAUGUACUGCUGCUGUAGUAGAAGUUGUCCGUUUGGUUGCAGAUCUGUAAUUGUACAAUGAUUCCGGUUGUCCCUGAACUUUCACAUCUCUUUUCCUAAAAUACAUUCUAAAAAUGAUGUCGUUGGCUGAUUUUACCUUCCGGCCAGUCUUCCUCCAAAUGCCCACUUUUCAGUGUUGCCAAGUAAGCGGCCUGUAGGUUCCAGUCUCUUUAGAGCACGUGGAGGAGGCGCCAGGAGGGCUCCGUACUGGUGUAAGCUCCUGCCUGCGCCCGCUACUCUGCGGGGCACAUCUGUCCAGGAGGAACAGUGAGUCAGUCUGUCUACAACGCUCACAAGUAACUGGCACCGUCUCCACGUCCUCCAUACCGCUGGAGGAGGCGGAUUGUGGCAGCGCGAAGGUAAAAUCUAUUAACAAACUCUGCAAAGAUGAUUUUUAGGGCAUUUGGAAAAGUGGUCGUCUGUUCUAGUAACGAAUUGCACCCCCAUGUAAUAGUUCUGAUAGCAAUUCAUUCUUAACUUCUAGCAUGUAUAAUAGAGGAAUGGCUCAACAUACAGUCGUAGGAAUAGGUACUCCAGAAUUAUUACAUGAGGAAUGCAAGUACUUACUAACACAGACCUGUCAGGACUGGGGAUCACUAUCUGCCGCCGAUAGAGGGUCCCGAGUGUUUACAGUAUAUGACUGCAUGGCCUUAUCUGUACGGGGUUAUUCCUUCUGCAGCUCCUCCAUAUUUACUUAUCUUUAAUCUGCAAUGAGGAGUCUUGGUCGGACGGUUACAGUUGUGUAUUGCUGACCUAUUCUCAGGAUGGGUCAUCAGUAUCAGAUCGGAGAGCGCCGUGGCCUAUCCGUUGGCUAGUGGCUGUGCCUGGUAUUGCGGCUGAGGCCUAUUCACUUCACUGAGACCUGUACCUUGGCCAUGGGACUGAUGUCGGGUCGGACCCCCACCCAUCUGUUAUUGGUGACCUGUCCUGAGGAUAGGCCGACACUAUAGGAGUCUCUGAAAACUCCUACAACGUUUGAGGAUCUGUACGUGUGUGUGAAACGUCGGAUAGAAUAUACUGUAUAUGUAGAGGGGUUUAUUCCUUUGGCGCCAUCACUGGCUUUUCUGACUUGGCCUUUAUUUUAGUGUUUUUGUUUUUUUUGUCUCGGCCAUACUGAGAGGAGACUGAUGAAGUUGCACUGCUUUUCCUCCUCUGUGACCUCAGAUCUUCAGGAUAAGGUGGAGCCGCGACUCCAUGCGGCAUUAUGUUUGUCGUGUACUCGUGCUGCUAAUAUUCCGGAGAGCGAAACGCUAAGGUUCCCGGUGUCUCUCCUUCUCUCAUCGCUAACCUAGUGGGAUUGUUCUCUAAUCUCUGUAUAUGAUGCCGGUUGUUCCUUGUCUGAUGCUCUGUUAACCUGUUCACUGCUAGGAUUGUCAGGUAACCCGAUUUUUAUAAGGAUUUUUUUAGUUUAUGGUGAAAUAAAAAACCUUUUAAAAACCUUUUGUGUUUAUU